This is a messenger RNA of Capsaspora owczarzaki ATCC 30864, 2051 nucleotides long. RefSeq lists its product as hypothetical. NCBI's taxonomy places the organism in Eukaryota, Filasterea, Ministeriida, Capsasporidae. The transcript has 2 exons. The coding region runs from base 141 to 1658 and encodes 505 amino acids. The record is from RefSeq and is a predicted model, not a curated record.
AAUUUUUAUUGUUUAUUUUUCUUUUUUCUUUUUCAAAUUUUAAAUUUGUUGUUGUUGCGUUGCGACACAAUUCUGCACUCCCUCACUAGCUCCGCCCUCCCUCACUAGCUCCCUUCCAAGCCCCGCUCCCCGCAUUCAUCAUGACGGUCAUCGCGUGCGAGUGGCCGUACAUGACGUUCCCGGCGUGCAACCAGACGUUUGCCGAGUUUAUGGGCUCGACGUACACUGGGUAUCAAGUAGUCUUUUGCCUCCUCUUCAUCCCGCUUUUCCUGGUGACGCUUUGGCAAUAUCUGCUCGCCAUUCAAAAGCAGCACUGGUCCUUCAAUCCGGGCCAAGACGUCCAAGUCCAGAUUCUCACUCUCCUCGUCAUUGGCACCGCCACCAUGGUUGUUCGCGCUGCCGACGUCUACGGCUGGGCCGGCAACAUUUCCAUCUACGUGAAUAACCUCAUGUACGACAUCGGGUCGGCGGCAGGCGUCUGCUGCGUGUUUGUCAUUGUCUGGUCGUGGUACUCGUUCCUGUCAAAGUCGACCUUCAAACGCACCACCAGCAAGCUCCCGCGCCUGUUCUACCGCGGCAGCAUCAUUGUUGUCUGGAUUACACAAAUCGUCUGCUGCACGCUGCAGUACAAUGCCGGCAUCUACUGGCAGGCAGUCAUCGUCAAGUAUGCCAUCACCAACGCCAUCAUGUUCUCGUGGCUUGUGUUUGGCUUUUGGUAUGGCCUGCAGAUCUACCGCAUGCUGGUGAUUGCAGAGAAGAAGUUUGGCAAACUGUCAGAGUCGACUGCUGGGUCGUCGCAUGCGCGCCCUCAAGCUGCCGAUGUGAGUGGCGAGGAAGCCACCGAGGAGGAAGUAGCUGAGGAGGACGACGACGAUGCCGAUGUCGAAGCAGGCACCGCGCAGCAGCCGAAUCCCAACAACCGCGCGUCGGGUGGCUCGCUCCGACUGAAGACAAACCCCGCCGUUGCUGGUGCUGCCGCCGCCCCAACAGCUUCCAAACACAAAUCAUCGCGCACCUCGCGGUCCACCGGCGGCAAUAAUGGAGAGGGCAUCCGCUCGCGAAGACGCGCGCGUGCCAUUCGCAAAAUCUUCGCCCUCUUGCGCAUCAUGAUUGCCGUCCUCGUCGCAUGCGUAGCCGUCCUCAUUUGGUCCAUCUCGUCCAACGCAUCCUCCCAGUACGACCUGAAGGUCGAUGGCAAGCCGCUGGAAGUGCCCACCGGCUCCUUCUCAAUGGUCACCCCUGGCCUUUUCGACUAUGUGCACUUUAUCGCCUUUUGCGUGCUGCUGCAUGCAUACCGAGUCACUGGUGCGCAGGAGAAGCCUGUGACCCAGGACACAACCGAAGAUACUGAUCGCAACUCGACGCUCAAGUCCUCGCAAAAGCGACGCAAGGCAAAUCGCGACAGCUUUGACCGGAGCGAGUAUCCCAGCCAAUACGAAAAGUCCGUCGCGCAACCAGAGCCAGCUCCCGCGACGUCGUCGCAGUCUGACUUGAUUGUGCAUUCGGUCGCACCGAGUUCGCCCAAACAAACACCAAGUUCGCCCAAAAAACAGCAUGCCGCUGUCGAAGCUCAGUCGCUCGAAUCGCCGAUGCAAGGCGCGGAGGAUUUGCAAGAUGUGGUUCUUGAGAUUCCCGAUGAAGUUCGGACUUCUGAAUGAAAAGCCACUUUGAAAACGCUAGCAAUUUUUUUAUGCGACAAUCCGCCCUGCUAGCCGUGGCGUCUCACCUGUUUAUACGGCUACAAACGUUGUUUUUUUUGGUCUUGUUGUGUUUGUUUUCUCGCUCGUUGUCGGUGCUGUCUGUUGUUGUUGUUGUCGUUGUCGUUUUUACUUUCUUUUCGAUUUGUUUUUGAUUUGCUUCGAUUUGUUUUGUUGUUUGUCUCGUUGCGUUGUUGUUAUUGUUGCGGUUGCAGGUUGGCCUCAAUCUUUUGUGUCGUAUGUUUUUCUUUGUGCUUUUUGUUUUUCUUCCUCGUUGUAUUAAGAGUACAACGAUGGAUUCAAUUUCAAAUAUUUUCAUUGAUGUCAAUUUACUCGAACAAUAGAACUGAGACA